AUGAAGCUGGAGGGUCGGGAGUCCUUCGACUCUUGGGGUACGGAGGAGUCGAGGGAGAGGGCUGAGCUCCCCCACCUGGAGGGUCCCGGCCCCUGGGUGGCCUCGGUCACGGCCGACGUGCUGGUGCUGAGGGCAGAGCUCGACCUGCUGCUGGCCAACCAGCACCCGAACCCCCAGUUCUUCACCGAGAUCCUGCUGGGAGGGGACGAGCAGCUGCUCGUGUCUGACGCGAUGCCCACAGCAGACGGGGUCCUCCCGGCCGGUGAAGUCCCCCAGGGACCCCCCCAAGACCCCCCAAAUUUGGGGGAGGGGGGGGGCUGGGCCUGCGCUUCUUGUGCCUUCCUGAACCCCAGAGCGUCCUCUGUGGGGUCUAGAGCGCCCUGCCUGGCCCGGAGGCUGAGCCACACCCAGCAGGGGCGGGGCAGCCCGACCACGCCCUCCUGGCUCCUGAUUGGACAGCGCCGGUGUCAGCUCCGGGCCCUGUCAGCGCUGGGGUUCCGGGAUCGCCGGGAGGUGGCGCUGGCGCUGCAGCGACACGGAGGGGACCAGUGGGGGGCGCUGCGGGAGCUGCAGCGGCCCCGGCUCCGCCCCUUCCUGCAGCGCCUCUGGCAGCCACCGGGGGCGCUGGACUUCGAGUGCCCCGACCAGCAGGCGCUGGUCCGGCGGAUUUUGGCCACCCUGGACGUGGCCAGUUGGGGCCGGGCCUUACUGGUGGCCAGUUUGGGGCGCGAGCUGGGACUGGGCAAGGUGGAGCCCGGCAGCGAGGGCUUACUGGGAGAACUGGUGGAGGCGGUGAAGGACUGCCCGGACCGCGCGGCCCUGAGGAGGAGGCUCCGCUGCGAGUGCGCCGUGUGCGGGUGGGGCCUGCCCCGGGCACAGAUGCAGUGGCUGCCGGGCUGCUCAUGCCCACUGUGCCCCGAGUGCUUCCGCCUGCACUUCACGGUGGGGGUCCGGGAGAGGGGGGUGGGCGCCCUGGGCUGCCCCAGCUGCUCCCGCCCCGACCUGCGUGACGAGGCCCAGCGCCUCUGGUACUGGUCCACACUGGAACCACAGCUCCGGAGCUGUUUGGACCCCGACACCUUCGGCCUCGUGACCCAGAAGUUGACGGAGCUGGAGCUGCUCCGGGACCCCCAGUUCCUGUGGUGCCCCCAUUGCUCCUUCGGGUUCAUCUUCGAGGCCGAGCGGGGCCCGGCCCAGUGUCCCCAGUGCCACCAGUGCUGCUGCCCCCGCUGCCAGCGCCCG
Messenger RNA from Myiozetetes cayanensis, 1242 nucleotides. Its product is annotated as E3 ubiquitin-protein ligase RNF31-like. The transcript has 11 exons. Gene Ontology annotation, molecular function: ubiquitin protein ligase activity; K63-linked polyubiquitin modification-dependent protein binding; K48-linked polyubiquitin modification-dependent protein binding. The annotation marks the transcript as partial. Lineage: Eukaryota; Metazoa; Chordata; Aves; Passeriformes; Tyrannidae. Gene Ontology annotation, biological process: protein linear polyubiquitination. The record is from RefSeq and is a predicted model, not a curated record. Gene Ontology annotation, cellular component: LUBAC complex.